AUGGAAGAGAAGAAGAGGAAGAUGAAACCGUCGAAGAAGAGCGAAAUCGAGUUUUGCAAAGUAUGCCGAUUGCAUCACGACCAUGGCCCGCGCCACAAGUACUUCCCUCGCCACAAAGACUCCCUCUCUGCCUUUCUCGACCGAUUCCGAUCGAAGUUAGCUGAUGUCAGAUUCUUCGUGAGGAACCCUAGCGUUCUACGGCCACAGGAGGAAUCGAAAAACCGUGUUUGGUGUGUCUUCUGCGAUGAGGACAUUGUUGAGCUCGGUAGCUCCUUCGCUUGUUCGAAGGCAAUCAAUCACUUCGCUAGUUCCGAUCAUCUUAAGAAUAUCAAGCAAUUUCUAUGGAAACAUGGCCCGGCAAUGGAUUGCAUAGAUGAUUUCCGAAUUUCAGAAGCUGAUGUAGCUAAGUGGGGGAAGAAAUGUCAGUCAUUGAGAAAGGAAGAUGCAUCUGCUAGUAAAGUGUCCUGCGGGCAGCUUUCCAGGACAUCUAAUGAUAUCCACAAUAAACUUGACUCUGAAACUAUGGAUAUAAUUGAAAAAUUUCCUAUAAACCAUAUAAAUGAUGUUAUGCCUUUACAGUAUAAUACGAAUGAGUAUCAGAUAUCACAUUCAGAGCUUCCUGGAGUUACACAUUAUGGUUCACAUCUGAACACGGAUGCAUCUCAUCUCCCUCUCUUUGCUGAUCCGCUGAGUCAUCUACAAGGGAACGGGGUCGGCAAACAUUCCAUUAGAAGCAGCAGUUACUCGGGCAAUGGUAAUUUUUGCACCCAAGAGAUGUGCAAGGAUAAGAAACAAACUAAGGGCAGUUGCAGUUCUCCAGGUGUGGUGGGAAUGAUAUCUUCCUCACAUUCCAGCGAUGCUAGCGGAAACGUUCAUUCUGGAGCUCCUCCACCGUGGCUUGAUGCAAAUGACGGGAGUCUCUCUAAUGUUCAACCGGAUAUGAGCAGGUUUCAGGAAAAGAUACCUGUAAAGACUUGUAAGCUGAACCCUAACAGGGUUGGCGCUGCAUGGGCUGAAAGGAGAAAGAUAGAGAUGGAGAUGGAGAAGAGGGGGCAUGCAACGAAUAGUAACACUGAUGCAGACUGGCUUCCCAACUUUGGUCGGGUUUGGCAAUCAGGCACUCGAAAAGAAUCUAGAAAAGAAUUUGAGAAGGAGAAACGGAAGUUAGUCAAAACUGAAAGCAUCUCUAUGGAAUCGGAACCGGAACCAGAACCAGUCCAAAUACAACCGUACAUUAGCAAACGGGUGCGAAGAGAGAAGAGUGAUGAAUGA
Molecule: messenger RNA, 1272 nt
Organism: Microthlaspi erraticum
Lineage: Eukaryota; Viridiplantae; Streptophyta; Magnoliopsida; Brassicales; Brassicaceae
Source: the annotation of a GenBank genome assembly